AUGCGACGAGCGGGCCUCGAGCGUCCGCCGCUGAAGCACGGCCCCAGGCAAAUACUUCUAUUUACAGGUCCCUUUCUUGGUGGGAACACGAGACGUCGUCGCAGCCGUGCUCGCAUCUGUCAAACUACGUUUCGCGGAGAUUGGAGCCCCUCCGUGCCGCGCAGACGCCGCCGGGUGCCCCCUCUCGCUCCUCUGCGCCCCUUCUGCAUCUCCUCGGUUACACGAAACAGAAACAGUCGAAAUUUAGGGGGGGAUCGAGUGACUGCCGUGCGCGGUGUCGUCACUCCGUCGUCGUCCGCGCCGCCGACAUCCGCUUGGCACGGCGAUCGGUGCCGUUUCUGGCGGCAUGAGCCCCUCAGCGCCCGACGACGACGACACAGCAUUUGCUUCUGGGACGAGAUGCCAUGCCAAAUCAUCAAUAAUUCCAGUUUUUUGCUGAAAGUGCUGACGACGGGAGGCUUAGGCGCCGAGAUGUCGUCGACGAACACGACGACCAGGGAUUGUCGUUUGAGGGAGGUGAGGCGAACAUCCGCGCCGCGGGUGCGUGGAGAUGUGCGUGCCGCCGGCGGGCAGAUUGAUUGCUCCAUGGCCCAGGCUUUUGCUCCGUGGUGUUGUUGGACGCCGGGAGGGUUGGCGAUGGAAGCAGAGGGCUUCGUCUCGCUUCUCUUGCCCCCGCUUCCCAUGUUUCCCAUACGAGGAGGGCCAACGACUGCGCGCGCUGCCGGCGGUGCCGAUUCGCCAUGGGUCCUGGCCGCGAUGAAACAGGAAGGACUGUUGUCUGUCAGUCAAAUUACGUAG
Messenger RNA from Purpureocillium lilacinum, 798 nucleotides. Lineage: Eukaryota; Fungi; Ascomycota; Sordariomycetes; Hypocreales; Ophiocordycipitaceae. The record is from RefSeq and is a predicted model, not a curated record.